Messenger RNA from Bursaphelenchus okinawaensis, 2964 nucleotides. Lineage: Eukaryota; Metazoa; Nematoda; Chromadorea; Rhabditida; Aphelenchoididae. The record is from the annotation of a GenBank genome assembly.
AUGCGGACCCAACCGGUCGAUAUUCUCCAUCCCUCGCCGACGAAACCCAAUCAUGAUCAAGUUUGGGACCAUUUCGCUGCCUAUUGGAGCCAUCAGCUAAAACAAGUCGUGGACCUGAUCUGGCCUGUCAUGAUCAACAUGUUCUUGACCUUGAUUGGAUGGUGCUAUGUUUAUGGCAUGAAGUCGGAUCAAAAUGAAAUGAUGUCGCUGUUCCAGGACAGUGGCAGUGUAUUUUAUGAUGGCGUGGUAGGUUUUGGGUUUUGUAAAGAAAGUUCUUGUCAUUUUUAUUUUUGUAAAGAAAGUUCUUUCUAUUUUAAGUUUUGGAAAGGAAGUUUUUGCUAUUUUUUUUAGUAAGACGGUUUCUUUUGUUUUCUGCAACCUGCAGGUGACAUUUUAUACGACGAAUCUCAUUUUAAUGCCAUUUUUAGUUUUGUAAAGAAAGUUCUUGCCGUUUUUUGUUUUGUACAGAAAGUUCUUGCCAUUUGUUUUGUAAAAUACGGUCUUGCGCAGAUAGUAUGGAUGCUGUUUCAGAUUAAUGGAGUGAUGUGUUUGGGAUCAGUAGCCGGUCUGAGCUUUGUGAUGGUGGUUUUGGCGAUUUAUCAAAUGAAAAAGUUUAUUCAAUUCUGGCUCACAGCUUCUUGUUUACUCAUCACUUUUGGCGUCUCUUUCAGCUUUUUUCAGUGAGUUUUUAAAUUUAAAUUUUAAAAAUUUAAAAAAUAUUUUGAAAUUUAAAACUUCUUUAAAAAUUUUUUAAAAAUCAAAAAACUUUUUUUGUAAAAUACGGUUGUGUUUUUUUUGUAGUAUAUAAAAUCUCCAAAUUAAAAAAUUUUUAAAAUUAAAAUUUUUUUAUUUACAUUAUUCUUCAAAAUUUCUUAGAAAAAAUUAUUUUUUUGUGUAAAAUACGGAUUGUCCCCUCUGUCCACACUAAAAAGUUUUAAAUUUUAAAAUUAAAAAAAAUUUUUUUAAAUUUUGGUUUUUUUUCAAAAUUCUAAAAAAAUAAAAAAAAAAUUUUUUUAAAUACGCCUUGGACCUUCAGUACGUUCUAAAAAUUUUUCAAAUUUUAAAAUUUUAGUGUAGCGGCUCAAAAAUUCCUGGAAAACCACGCCACUCUUGCUGCAGUAAUCGUUACCUUGGUCUAUGGCCUAUUUGGAGUUUUGGUAGGUUUAAAAAAUGGGAUAGGGUGGAUUUUUAGGGUAGUUUAGGAAAAGACAUGAUAGGGUAGGAUGAAGUCAAGGUAGGGUUUAGAUUGGGGUGCGUUGGAGACGGCAGGGUAUGGUAGUUAAAAGGUAGGGUAGGGUAGGGUAGGGUAGGGUAGAAUAGGUAAAAUACGGUUGGGUAUAUUAUUUCUGUUUAUUACAGGCUUUCUUCACGACCAAGCUCAAGAUUGGUGUACAUCAAUUCUAUGUGGUAUGUAACUGCUCAUUAGUGUCAAUGUUCUAUCUUCGCGUUUUGCCUGGUUCAACUGCUUGGUUUCUACUCAGUAGCAUCAUUAUUUGGGGUAAGUUACUUUUAAUAAUGACAUUCUCUGACCUUUUUUUUAAUUAUUUAAAAAUUUUUGACGAUAUGUCAAAUUUCAAAAAUCCAAUAAUUUUUGUGACAUUUUGUUACAUUCUGCACCAAACUUUAAAACCACUAUAACAUAACGUAAAAAUUUAAAAUUUAUGGUAAAAUACGGUUUAUUUCAAAAAUUAAAAUACAUAUACGGUUUUUAGAAAUCCAAUAAUUUUUGCGACAUUUCGUCAAAUUUUUAAAUAUUCGUUAUAAUGCCAUUUUAGACAUAAGUAACCUACUUUUUUGUUAAAAUUAUGUCAUUUUGAAAACUAUAAAUAUGAAAAUCAAUGUCAUUUUUAGAUAUGUUUGCUGUUUUGACACCAUUGGGACCACUGAAGCAGAUAACCGGCUUUGCCCACGACUAUGGUGAAGAUAUUUUGAGGUUUUUGAUGUUUUCCACCGGUGAAGAAGAGACUAAACAAGAAGAAAAACGGCUAGUCAAAUCUAAAAUGAAGAAUGAAAGCGGUCAAAAAGUUUAUAGAACUCUGGAAAAUGAAGAUUUUGGCCAAGAAAUGACAGAAACUGUAGAAAUUAGAGAAAAAACAGUAGAAAUUAAGGAAAAAGACGGUCAAAAAGUAUCAAGAACAUUUGAAUUUGAAGAAUAUUAUGGUCAAAAAGUUUACAGAAAGCAUGUUAAAGCUUUAGAAGAAGUUUCAGAAUCAUCGGAAGCCUCUGAAGAGAGAUAUGAAGAAAGAAUGGCAGCUGGUUUGGAUAUUAGGAGAGUUCAAGAUGAAGAAGAAAUAGAUCAAAAUGGUGAACUUGAUGACAAUUUUGAUAACACUGAAGACUCAGAUGACAAUUUUAAUGAAGAUGGAGGCAAUGGUGAUCAUUUGGAGUCAGAAUCAGAAGAAAGUUUUGAUGAGAAUGAUGUGGAAGAAAUAGAAGAAGAAGAAGUAGAACAAAAAGAAGUGAAAGUCAUUGGAAAGACUGCUCUUGAUGCUCUGAAUGAUUGUAAGUUGACUAGACUGAACAUGUCUUACAGUAUAAAAAAGUAGUGAAAGGUAGAUUUAAGAAGGGGCAUGCGUAGAAGAGAGAGUAGGUUAAGACGGGGCUCCCAAGAGUAGAGCAGGGUAGCGUAGGGUAGGGUAGGAUAGGAUAGGGUAGGGUAGGGUACGGUAAAAUACGGUUUAACUUAUUAAGAAAAUUUCAUUUUCAGCCUCAGCUAGACUAGGAAUGGGUGAUUUUGUCUUCUACAGUCUUCUAAUUGGCCAAGCCGCGUCUUCAGGAAGUAUUAUGGGCACAAUCGCACCUAUGAUUGGAAUUGUCAUUGGAUUGGUGGUGACUUUGACCUUGUUGACAGAUGGUGACGAGACUACUCCAGCUCUGCCUGUAUCAGUAUUCUUUGGCAUUGUGCUUCAUUUUGGCACGGUUUACCUGGUUGAGCCGUUUUUAAAUCAAAUUUUGAUGAUUUAA